AUGGGUUUAAGCAAAAUAAGUUUAGACCAAUGGUCUAGGUAUAUUAAACUGAAAACUUGGAUAUUUGAAGAUACAUGCUCUACUAUAGCUUCUAAUAACUUGUUGCUACUUUUAAAUGAUAUAUUUCCAAAAAAGUUUCAAUCUAAAAAAUUAGGCUUUGAGAAGAGCCACUUGCCCAUCGGCUUCCACUUUUUGUAUAAUAAUCAACCUAACGUGACGCUUGGAUCUGAUGGGUAUGACAAUUAUCAGGCGCCAAUGAUAGAAAACAAACAGGCCUAUAGAAGAAGAAUGUGGGUAAAAGGAAAUAUUGAAUUUUAUAGGUCGCCAUUGUUGAAUGAAUAUUUAAAAUGUACAGAACAUGUUCACACAGUUAAGACUCUUGGAGAUGCAACGUUUGUCAAUAUUAAUAGAGAGUUUAGUAAUGCACAAAGUCUUAACUUCGUUGAAAAUAGAACAUUGAUAUAUAAAAACGAUUUAUAUCACCCGGUAACGAAUAAAGCUAGUUUCCCAAAAUUUAACGAUACACUCAAUAUCCAAUUAUCAUAUAAUGACAUUAUACGAUACAGUUAUUUAACAUAUAAUUGUCAUAAGAUUCAUUACGAUGGAAAUUAUUGUCGAGGGAAGGAAAACCUACCAGAAAUAAUUGUACAAGGUCCAUUUAUGGUUACUCUUCUAUUAUAUUGGUUUCAAAAGUUGCAUUCUGACUUCAUUAUCAAGAAAUUCACGUAUAAGAAUAUCGAGCCAUGGCUUUUAAAUGAUAAAGUAACCUUAGGGUGUGUCGAGGGGGAGGAUUCUUAUAAAUUACAAAUUAUUAAUGAAGAAAGGGGAAAGGUGUAUAUGGAAGGAAUGAUCAAAUAG
Debaryomyces hansenii CBS767 is the source of this 858-nucleotide messenger RNA. Its product is annotated as hydroxyacyl-thioester dehydratase. Bases 1 to 858 code for a protein of 285 amino acids. Gene Ontology annotation, cellular component: mitochondrion. Gene Ontology annotation, molecular function: (3R)-hydroxyacyl-[acyl-carrier-protein] dehydratase activity. Lineage: Eukaryota; Fungi; Ascomycota; Pichiomycetes; Serinales; Debaryomycetaceae. The record is from RefSeq and is a predicted model, not a curated record. The transcript has a single exon.